UAAAAAGUGCGGAGAAGUUUGAGAAGACAAAUCCUGCGUCUCCAGUUUUUUUUUCUGGAAUAUGAAGAAAAGAAUGACCUGCUUGAAACAUUUUUUCAUUUUGGUCACAAUGCGGUGCUUUGUUCAGGGUGAAACUGAGGCAUUACGACCUGGAAAAAAUGUUUUUUGCACAUUUAAAGAGAAGACGUACAGGCCAGGAGAUAGUUGGCAUCCCUAUUUGGAACCCUUUGGAUUCAUGUUCUGCAUGCGCUGUACUUGCACAGAACCUGGACUUGUGAAAUGCAACAGCAUCAAAUGCCCUUCUCUGCGAUGUGAAAAUCCAGUCACAAACUCACAGCAGUGUUGCCCUCGGUGUGCAGAUGAGCACAGAACUCCUGCAGGUUUGCGGGCACCCAUUAAAACCUGUAGGUAUAAUGGAAGCAUUUACCAAACGGGGGAAACUUUUGCAAACCAUGAGCUAUUCCCAACCCGUCAGUCGAACCAGUGUGUCAUGUGUACUUGCUCUAAUGGAAAUAUUUUCUGUGCAUUGAAAUCCUGUCAACCUAUCACAUGCUCCUCACCAGUGCCAGUCCCGGAUACUUGCUGCCUAGUGUGCAAAGAAAGUGCAAUUGAUAUCAAUUCAGCAUUAUUUGAAGAUGGAGGACAACAACUAAACAGAGGAGCUAGGCAUUCGGUGGAUCAGUGUGCAGCAGAUCAGGUCAGGGGUCGCUCUGUUAGGGCCACACCAUCAACACUACGGGGGUCUCCCAGAGGUCUCAACCUACAGACAUUACACCUCAAAGGAGCUUCCGAAACCACUGUUAAAAUCCUUCUACAGCGCAAACAUCAGAGAGCUUGUGUGUACAGUGGUAAGACCUAUUCUCAUGGUGACGUCUGGCAUCCGGUGCUGGGGAAGAUUUUGGAGUGCAUUUUGUGCACAUGCAGGGACGGCUUUCAAGAAUGCAAGAGAGUCACGUGCCCCAACCAGUAUCCGUGCCAACAUCCCAUAAAGAUAGAGGGGAAAUGCUGUAAGAUAUGUCCAGAGCUCAAACCAGAGAGCAACAAGUCGGAGUGCUACCUUGCUCAGGACAACAACAGUUUACUGGUGUAUAAAUUUGAACCCUCAUCGGGUACACAGACUGAAGAUAAAGUACGAAUGAUUGCCAUCGAGAGACAAGGAGCCACAGAAGUAGAAGUACAAGUCUGGAAAACUGUUGAAGGCGUUUUGCAUUUAAUGGAGACAGGUGACGUUAAGAAGAAAGACCUUAUAGAAAAUCCAGAACAAUACAUACUACUGACCACUUUAGAUGAAGACACUUGGAGAAAGUUCAAAGAAGAUGAGGACAAGCAGAAGGACUUGAGUAAGAUUAGGAGCUGUGAAGACGGGAUCAAGGAAGUGGUGAAGUACUUAAACCCUGAACAGCUGGACAGUCUUUGCACAUCUUAGUCUCCUCUCCGCUUAAACACUGUGCCAUCCCAGUCUGACACCCAUUUUAUUACUAGAAGAACACUCGCACUCUCACAAUGUGCAUGUAGUACAAAACCAGAUGCUGGCAGCAGGUAGUCUAAAGAUCUCCUUUAUUACUAUGAGUCAGUUUAGCACAACUCUUUAUGAGUUUGACAUCCUAGAAUUCUUUCUGAGGCCUUUGUAUUUUUUUUCUGAGAGCCUUGAGGUCAGUUAUUUCUCUUGCACUGCUAAAAAAUGCAUGUUUGAGAAAGAAAGUGAGAAAAUAUAUGCUAUUUGGGCCAACCAUGAAAGGAUUUAAAAGCAAUCAUCAUUAAAGCAAAUGUUGUAUGUAAUUGUAGCACGUAUCCGCUGUGUACAUCAAAGGAUGAUUUACAGUAGAAGCUUAUUGGCCCGGAAUGCUUUUAUAAAGUUGAUGUAGGCCACUUAUUCUCCACUGUGCUUAGUUAAAUGCUAUUCAUAUAUGUAAGAUUGAUAAACUGAAAACAAAUACACUAUUUAUUGUAAAGUCAAAGCAGCCAAUUCCACCUGGUCAUCAAUAGAGUAUUCUCUAUGCAGAAAAUGCUUCACAUUGCAAUGUUAUGUUGCGUGUAUAUGGAUCUGGUUAUGUGUAACUUGUAUGCACUUAAAAUGAUGAAAAAUAUAUUGGGCUGAUGUCCAGACUAAAGGG
Molecule: messenger RNA, 2114 nt
Organism: Danio rerio (zebrafish)
Lineage: Eukaryota; Metazoa; Chordata; Actinopteri; Cypriniformes; Danionidae
Gene: chrdl2
Product: chordin-like 2
Cellular component (GO): extracellular region
Source: RefSeq, marked validated